AUGGAUGCUUUCAAAGAUGUGGUUAACAAUUGUGCCCUUUGUGAGGUAAAUUAUAUAAGGCCUCAUUUUACGUGGUGGAAUGGGAGGGAAGGCAAUGUAAUGGUGGAAGAACGUCUUGAUAGAGCUUUGGUUACAGAUGAUGUUUUGGAGUCUUUUCCUCAAGCAAAGGUUGUUCACUUAAUUUCUGACUCUUCAGGUCAUCAUCCAAUCUCUCUGGAGUUAGGUCUCAAUGAGAGCAAAUUUUCUUGUACUAGGAAGGGAAGGCGUAGAGUUCAUUUUGAAGAAUUUUGGGUGGAGGAGAGUUCUUGUAGUGAUGUUAUUAUUGAUGCAUGGAACUCCAGAAAUUUGGAGGAGGUCUCACUUUUACAUAAGAUUGAAUUAUGUGGACAACGGUUGGAUUGCUGGAACAAAAAUCGUUUUGGCAAUAUUCCAAGACGGCUUAAACAGGGAAGAUUCUGCCGAAAUUUCAGUAGAAGUCUCGGUCCUCUUUUUCAAGGAAGAGGAUGUUUGAAAUUAGUAAGUGGGUCCUACAUUGGUUGGAUGUCAGAAAAACCACAGGAUCCGUCUCGGAUUCCGAGAAAUUUGGGGCGAGUCCUGUCAGUAGUAGUCCGAAAUGUCAAUGGGGAAUUAAUGGGUGCCAUGGCUAAACCGGUAAUUAGUUGUCUUUCCCCCUUGUAA
Molecule: messenger RNA, 678 nt
Organism: Prunus armeniaca (apricot)
Lineage: Eukaryota; Viridiplantae; Streptophyta; Magnoliopsida; Rosales; Rosaceae
Source: the annotation of a GenBank genome assembly